GGAAAGAUGGCAGCAGAUUAUUGCGCUUUUUUCCCGUACUUUCGCCAGGCGGACAUUUUUCCGACGGUCUCGACCCGGCGCGAUUUUCACCGCGAAAAUCCCACCGAAAACGCCAACCGACCGCGAUUCUACGAACGAAAUUUACCGCGUUUUUCGUUUCUUGAAUUAAACACCGGCCCUACCGGGGCAAAUGCGGUUCGCGUUAAGCUUUUCUAUCUCGGCCGACGCGAAGACUCGAGUGCGGACUUGGCGAUGAGAACGCGUGAACGUUUUCUCUAAAAUAUUCCCAUGCUCGUUGCGUAUUCUAUGUACACAAACAAAAUUCGACGUAAAUAAACAGUGGUUCGUCUCGUUAACGCUUCGUACCGCUUCACAAUCACGAGGAAAUUAAUGGCACCGCUUGCUAUCGACGAGAUGGAGCAGAGGGAUCUCCCACAGGCGUUCCGUCUGCUGGGAGAGAUGAAUGCCAAUGUCCUGCAGGUGAACCAGCUGGUGGACAAUAUGCUGGUUCGCGUGAAAAACGGCGAGAUCUCCACGGACAAGGGUCUCAGUUUCUUAGAGAUGAAGUAUCACAUGUUACUCUCCUAUCUCAUAAACUUGACUUAUGUAGUGCUGAGAAAAUGUUCCGGGGAACGCAUCGAGGAUGAUCCUUCAAUUGAUCGUUUGAUCGAGAUCAGGACUGUCCUCGAGAAAAUCCGACCAAUAGAUCACAAGCUUAAGUACCAAAUAGAUAAGCUUGUUAAGACUGCUGUAACCGGUACUAUUAAUAGCGACGAUCCCAGCAACUUCAAAGCAAAUCCUGAUGCUCUGGUUGCUAAACUGGAUAGCUGCAACGAAGAGUCUGACAGUGAACACGAGGAGGAGACGGAAGGCUUCAAGUCAAUACAGGCUAGGAAGCCAAAUGUUUACGUGCCACCAAAACUAGCUGCAGUACAUUAUGACGGCGAUGAAACAAUGGCGGAGAAAAUCCGCAAGGCUGGCGAGAGAGCUCGCAGACGCGCCGUGUCUAACACAGUCCUGCGAGAAUUGAAGGAAGAAUAUUUGGACGCACCUGUGGAGGAUAGUCAAGGCUUGGGCGAGAAGCAAGUGAUUCUGGGACGCGAGAAUAAGCGAAAAAUUGAAUACGAAGAGAACUACAUGACGCGUUUGCCGGUGACUAAGCAGGAAAAGCACAGGCGUCGUCAGAUGACUACUCUGGGUACUCUCGGCGACGAGAUCACCACUUUCGGAGAGUCAUCUGCCAAGUCUGCUAAAAAGAGAAAAGCUCAGAAAAAGGGCAAAGCUAAAAAGAGUUUCAAGAAAAAACGGCAUCACUAAGAUGGCUUUUGGGACAACGCGAGAGCCCAGUUUCAUACAGCAUUAACGAUUAAGAUAAAAGGCAAAAAAGAAAAAAAAUUUACUUCUGACUUCUUCUCGACAAAAAGCAGAUGCCACUAAUACUCGUUACUAAGUUAAGCUAAAUAACUCGUAACAUCUUAGUAAUUAAAAAAAAGAAGACAACGUGUCGACGGUGGAGUAAAAAUAGCACGAUGGUAAUUUAUUACUGUAUAAGACAUACUAAUGGUCGUGUAAUUGAUAAUUAUAGUUAAUAAUGAUUUUAAUCUUUAACUGUUGUCCGAAAGAUCAAUUUUGAUCUAUGGAGUACGAGCGAUCCGUCGGGCGCGAGGACGGUACUCUUUCGAGAGACGAAAAACACGGUAACGAGAGAUGUGAACGGGCACACACGAGCUUAAACAAAACGGAAAUUAUGUGUCGCAUAGCGUAAUUAUAUUAACACGUUGGGAUCGAGUUGACGGAUCACGGCUCCAAGAUCGAAAAUUGUGAAUUACACGUAAAAGUUGAAAGCAGAACAUUUUUCUGCUUUAUUUUGAAAUAUUCUCCAGCUAUAUAGGGAAAAGGGAUAACGAUGGGAAAAGACAGAAGGGAGGGAAAAGGAGAUAGGUAAACAUAGCGGGAGAGACGAUAUUAAAUUACUUGUUAACAGAAGCGUAAAAAUCACAAGACAUUCCAAGAGAAAAAAAGAGAACUGCAGAAGUUAGAAAACUCGAGAUUCAGAAAAUGAAAAACGAAAAAAAAAAGUAAGAUAAGACGAAGACAUUCUCUAGAACUGCACGCACUCGGCGCAACUUCCGAAGGAAAAAUUAACUAAGAGAAAAAAAGAAAAAAAAAGAAAAGCAAAAAACGAUACUUCGUCGUGCGAUAUCGCAUGUCUUAGGAUUUUCUCGCUGUCUUAGAGGUAGUGAAGUAGUUACUAGUUUUACUAUUAUACGUAUGUUUCGUUUGUGUUUUUCCCCUGGUGAAACUGUUGAGGCUAUUAUAUCUCGAUGUGAGUCAUGUUUUUACGUUAAGUCUCAUUUCUCGGUUUCCUUUCGUUUUUAUUUACAAUGUGCUUGUGCAUUGUAUAUAUCUGUUGUUCUUCGUUUAAAUGUAAUUAUUAGGUGAUAACUCUUGGGUUGAGUCGUUAAACUUAUAUUGAUGGUAAUAUAAGGAUAACACGAGCGUGUCAAAAUUCAAAAUUGUCGUCAAUUUCUCGAAUUUGAUUUCAAUUGACUGCGUUUGUUUUUCUCGGGGAGGGGGAGCCUGUCACAUAUCAUAUAUAACGGAUAUAAACCGACGAACGAAGAUUAGGGCGAAAAUCACUUCUGCAACGAUAAAUAAGAUAUUUGUACAAUCAAAUCGCGCGGGAACCGAUCGACGUCGACGUCGCCGUUGACGGCGGCGUCGUCUGUUUCCCGUGCUUAAAUAGGUUGGAUUUUUUUAAUGUUGUUAAAACAUGGGUGCCUCGCGUGUGUGUCGGGGCGUCCCAAUGAAAUGUUCCUUUCUAAUGUAGUGAAAGAGUCGAAUAAGCGCGGAGAAAGGAUGAUAAUUGUUCUAUACAGAUCGAGUGCGUUAGGUAAUAUAUGUUAGUAGCCAUUGCUCAUACCUGCAGAAGUGAUCCCGCAUUACCUUCAAAGGAGUAAACUAAUUCGCUGUAUGCUGGCCGGGGGCUCAACCAUCCAUAGAUAUUAUAUUUUUUACAGAAGUGUUCAUAGAUUGAGCCAACUUGGCGCGGCGACGAUGUCACACGCGCCCCCUCUUUUCGCAAUCUGUGAGGACGAUUUAAAAAAAAAAAAAAAAAAAGAAGAAGAAGAUGAAAAACUAAAAAAUGUGAUAAAUUAUUCAUGAAAUAAUAGUUAAAGAGAACUUAACAAAAUAGCACAAUCGCUGGGCAUUAUUUACAAGUGCUAGCAAGCCUAAUGUCAGCAGCCUUGUCGUAUUUGGUAAAAAAAAAAAAAAAAA
This is a messenger RNA of Harpegnathos saltator (Jerdon's jumping ant), 3279 nucleotides long. RefSeq names its product neuroguidin. Bases 391 to 1317 code for a protein of 308 amino acids. The transcript is spliced from 4 exons. Gene Ontology annotation, cellular component: nucleolus; small-subunit processome. The record is from RefSeq and is a predicted model, not a curated record. Gene Ontology annotation, biological process: maturation of SSU-rRNA from tricistronic rRNA transcript (SSU-rRNA, 5.8S rRNA, LSU-rRNA). Lineage: Eukaryota; Metazoa; Arthropoda; Insecta; Hymenoptera; Formicidae.